This is a messenger RNA of Cladocopium goreaui, 477 nucleotides long. The record is from the annotation of a GenBank genome assembly. NCBI's taxonomy places the organism in Eukaryota, Dinophyceae, Suessiales, Symbiodiniaceae.
AUGAGCGACGCGGAAAUCAAGGAAGCGGCGAAACCGUUGAGCCCAUUCCAGCAACGGGUUCUCCUUGAGGCGGCCACUGAACCUGCCUUCACAGGCAAAACAACCAACGGCUAUGCAUGGGACAACAAAGAGCAGGGAGUCUACGUGUCACCCAUCAGUGGUGAGCCACUAUUCUCCUCCAAGGCCAAAUACAACAGUGGCACUGGCUGGCCCAGUUUCUGGGCGCCGGUGAGUAGCGAGACAGUGCUGGAGCGGACGGAUCCCAACGACAUGGAGUCCUUGCCGCAGAUCUUCUGGCGUACCGAGGUCCUGGACCGUGCUUCAAUGACCCACCUGGGUCACGUCUUUAAUGAUGGACCUGAGCCCACAGGCAAGCGCUACUGCAUCAACGCAGCAGCUUUGAAGUUUGUGCCGGGGGAAGCCCCGGCGGGUGACCCAAAACAAGCGUCCAAACGGACCUUGUCCCUCUUCGGCUGA